Molecule: messenger RNA, 444 nt
Organism: Rotaria sp. Silwood2
Lineage: Eukaryota; Metazoa; Rotifera; Eurotatoria; Philodinida; Philodinidae
Source: the annotation of a GenBank genome assembly
AUGGAUAUAGGAGUUGUGAACAGUUUGAUACAAGAGAAGGAGGAUAUUCCCGUGGAUCAGCAACGUCUUAUAUUUGCUGGUAAACAACUAGAAGAUGGAACGAUACUUGCACAAUAUAACAUUCAAGCAGAGUCUACUCUACAUUUGGUGCUUCGAUUAAGAGGUGGAAUGUAUCACUUUACAAGUGGUCGACAAGAUUUUUCCUCAUUUCCGAACAAUAGUGCCGAAGCCAUCAAAAGUACUCUAGCUCUUAACUUACCAGAUGUGAAAUUAGCUCCUUCAUUAUCAUCUGUGGACCUGCAAGAGUAUUUUGUUCAGGCACAAUCUAUCUUAGCAGAGUUGUAUCAUUCAAGUGGAGAUGCAACAACUCCCUCAGACGCACCAAAGCUGGGAACGGCUUUGCUCUCGCAUUUUACUCAAGAGAAAAAUGAUGAAGAUAUAUGA